This is a messenger RNA of Aspergillus affinis, 663 nucleotides long. RefSeq lists its product as uncharacterized. The record is from RefSeq and is a predicted model, not a curated record. The transcript has 2 exons. NCBI's taxonomy places the organism in Eukaryota, Fungi, Ascomycota, Eurotiomycetes, Eurotiales, Aspergillaceae. Gene Ontology annotation, biological process: cellular response to oxidative stress. Bases 1 to 663 code for a protein of 220 amino acids.
AUGACAGUCCCACCCAUCCCGGUCCCAUCAACACCAGUUAAGAGUUCUACCUACCUCGAGGCAAUAAAGCACCGUCGCACUGUGUAUGGCGUUACCGACACCAUUGCGGUCUCUGACGAUCGCAUCAUCGAUAUUGUUAACGAAGUCAUCCAAACAAUGCCUUCGUCAUGGAAUAUGCAAAGCACUCGCAUUCUCGUCACACUCGGGAAGGAGCACAAGAGGUUCUGGGACGCCGUUAUCGCUGCUGCAAAGCCAUUUGUCCUAGAGAAUCAGGGUGAAGAGGGUUGGAAGCGCAACGAGAAUCGUUUCAAGUCAUUCCGGGAUGCCUACGGUACAAUCUCCAUCUUUGAAGAUCACACCGCUAUCGAGAAACUGCAUGACCGGUUCUCUAAGUUCCCCAUAACCGUCUUCGAGAAUUUCGCAGAGCACUCCAAUGCCAUGCACCAGAUUACAUUGUGGACUGCUCUUGAACUUGAAGGCCUUGGCGCUAGUCUUCAGCACUCACACUUCGUGCCUGGCGUCGAGGAUGCCAUUAGAUCUGAAUUCGACCUUCCAUCCACAUGGUCCGUGAAGGCAGAGAUUGUAUUUGGCGGCUUGUCAGGCGAAAGGCCGAUUGCACCUGAGAAAGAACCUAUUUCCACUACGGUGAAGGUCUUCAAAUGA